AAGAAGCCAAGAGAAACUGUAUGCCAUGUGACUGGUUGUUGCUGACUUACGCAAUAAUUAUAGCUAGCUGAAGUUUGAAGAGUUUUAUACACAAGCUACUGGUCCCGAGAGUUUAAUUUGGAGAUGGCUACAUCCAGUGCAGGCAAUGAACAAGAUGUCAUGUACAGUUUGGCCUACCGUGGCUUUAAGGAGCUACCCAGAGAGCUUAUACCGAGAUUAUCCGGCGUUACUUAUCUUGACCUGAGCAACAAUGAACUAUCAGACCUUCGCUCGCUAUUCGAGCUCACUGACCUUUGCACCCUAAUACUGGAUACAAACCGGAUACACUCACACUCUGUAUUUCCACCGCUACCAAAACUAAAAAUCCUAUGGGUCAACAAAAACGAAAUAAAAAACCUGUCAAUAUUCAUCGGCAACGUAGCUCAGUGCUGUCCUAACUUAUACCAGUUAUCCAUGAUGAAUAACGAGGCUGCUCCGAGUUACUUCAAUGGAGGCAGUAAAAAAGAUUAUGAAGAUUAUAGACAAUAUGUUCUCAGUCACCUCCCAAAGUUACGUCACCUUGACGACAGCAAAGUAACCAAUCAGGAGAGAGAAGAAGCCGCUAAAGUGUACGGAAGACGGAGAUUCAAUCAAACACUACGAAGACGUGAUUCAACUGUCAAGGGACGAUCUAGAUCUAGCUCUGUACAGACUCUGCCAAGACCAAGACACAGUUAAUAGUUACAAAGACAAUUAAUUUGUAUGCAGUUAUUUUUGUGACAUUUUAUGUGUUUGUUUGUUUGUUUGUUUGUUGUGUUUUCUGGCAA
Molecule: messenger RNA, 806 nt
Organism: Halichondria panicea
Lineage: Eukaryota; Metazoa; Porifera; Demospongiae; Suberitida; Halichondriidae
Product: leucine-rich melanocyte differentiation-associated protein-like
Exons: 4
Coding region: 124-717 (197 amino acids)
Molecular function (GO): protein binding
Source: RefSeq, a predicted model, not a curated record